GGAUGAUUUUCAUUCUUCUACUAUUUCUUUUGUUAUUUUUCUACUAUUUACUUUUCUGUUUGUUGAGCUGUACAUAGGGACAGUGAUGUAUUUUUCCUUUUAUAGGUUGUUAGAAGAUUCCUUUUGUAAUGGUACAUAGAUGACUGAGUGUACAGUUUUGAGAAGAUAAGAUCAGAGAACAUUUUCUCUCCAUUUUUCUAGGCAUUUUCUUCCUUCUCUGCAUUCCUCAGUUCUUCAUUUUGUUACAUGGUACCAGAGCUCCCCUCGAUCCAAACUUCUCACCAUGGCUAACGAACGGUUUCUCAAAUUUUCAGAUCCUUUCAACCCAUUUCGUAUCAACAACGGUGACAAUCCCGCUGCUGCCUUAGUUUCAGAUCUCUUGACUAAUGAUAAUUAUGUCAGUUGGUCUCAAGCUGUAAGUCGUGCCCUUCGAGCCAAGAACAAGCUUGGUUUCAUUAAUGAGACCAUUUCCAAACCUCAAGAUGCCACUGAUCCAAUUUUUGAAGCAUGGGAACGUCGCAAUGAUUUAGUCGUCUCCUGGCUUCAAAAUUCUGACUUAGCAUCUUGGGCAACGAUUGGGAUGGGUGAAGUGAGGGAUGGUCUAUAUCACCUGUUGCGAUUUGGUGUGUCAGCCUCAGCUUUGGUUGAUGUUUUACCAGCUUUCCUUCAUAAAGACCAACUUCUUAGUGCUUCUGUCACACACAAGGAUUCCACUUCUGAUAAAGAGUUGAAUGGUUAUUCUCGUGGUGCAUAAUAUUAUGAAUUUUAUAUGUUUGUGGAUGGGAGAUCUUCAGCUUGAUGUCAAAGGUUGCCGUGAUGUGUGUGCGUCUUUUGACAAGUAUGUGGAGGUUGAACGUCUCGAAGGUGAUAACAAAUAUCACACUGAGCGAUAUGGUUUGCAGGUCUGUUGGCAUCUGCACUUCACCAACUAGUGGUUUGCUUAAAGUUUAAUCAAGACUCAACUGGUGGUUAUUUGUUAUUGCUUAAGCUUCCCAUCCUCUCCUUGUGUUUCAUGUUCACUGGCCAAUCGCCUGAUAGCCACGCCGUAUGGCCGAGACAUGGGAUUGGAAGUUCAGAGCAAUCUACAUCUCUUGUAAAUCCUAAAAUGGGCAGCCUUGGCCCGUGGGCUGCACUGACCGAUACUGAGAGCCUAUGGGCUAGGCUAGGCUGGCCUGGUCUGUCUGCACAGCUCAUAGCCCAUUUGAUACCUCAAUGACCAAGCCCAAUAUUGAAGAGGUUCAAUCACCAACCAAUUACUCCCUUUGGCUACUUCUCUUACCUGCCAUCCAUUUGACAUGUUUUCUCAAGUCCGUCAAUGGCGCUAGCUCCACGGGCGAGUGGUCAUGGGAGGUCAUGUUUAAUUAUUAAUAUUGAGUGUUACAUAAAAUAUCAAAAUUUUAUGUUCAAAUAAUAUUUAUGUACACAAAGGAUGGCAAUUCCAUAGAGAAUCAAAACCAAAAUUAAUUACGAAAACCCAUUC
This is a messenger RNA of Diospyros lotus (date-plum), 1480 nucleotides long. RefSeq lists its product as uncharacterized. NCBI's taxonomy places the organism in Eukaryota, Viridiplantae, Streptophyta, Magnoliopsida, Ericales, Ebenaceae. The record is from RefSeq and is a predicted model, not a curated record. The transcript is spliced from 2 exons. Bases 284 to 754 code for a protein of 156 amino acids.